AUGUUUACUCAGGUGGCGAAGGCGCGAAAUCUGCGUCGUUUCAACGCCCUCACGCACGAGGCACUUUCCAGCUGUUUGAUGUUCGCAACCCUCACGUUUGCUACUUUGCAGGUGCAAGUGGCCUUCACAUUCAUCCAUUUUGCUCCAGCGUCGGAGGCCCCGCUCAGGAAGUCUGCCUCUGCACCAAGUCUUUUGACACAUGCAGCGCACGUGCCUCAGUGCUUUGGAGUGAGGACCGACCUGGAACUGGCAAAGCUUGACUUUGAGCUAUACACCUCGGUACAGGAUCUCGCGCGCCGAUGCUCUGGCUACGCAGAGGCACAGGCAAGGCAUGUGUUGACAGUCGAGCUGUGCGUGAAUGCAUGGGGCGAGCUGCUAUGGCAGUACUUGCACGAGGCCCAGGAUGCAGGCCUCAGCGCCUUGGCAGCUUACCUGGAAAACUGCCCUCAGAUCGCCGAUCGUGGUAACGAGGUGCUGCCUUGGGUCCGCAAGCUUUCAGGGCAUAAGACCAUUGACAAGCCCACGAUGCAGCAGCUUGCCCCAACGAUCAUACUGCUCAUCGCGGAGAUCGUGGCAAACUGUUGGCAAGCAAGGCAUGUGUUUUUUUGGGGAAGGCGAGCGAAGAUAAGAUGA
This is a messenger RNA of Symbiodinium natans, 633 nucleotides long. Lineage: Eukaryota; Dinophyceae; Suessiales; Symbiodiniaceae. The record is from the annotation of a GenBank genome assembly.